Molecule: messenger RNA, 1475 nt
Organism: Parasteatoda tepidariorum (common house spider)
Lineage: Eukaryota; Metazoa; Arthropoda; Arachnida; Araneae; Theridiidae
Source: RefSeq, a predicted model, not a curated record
CAAGCGAUAUUCUUGUUUCAUUACUAUUCCGUAGAUUCGAGUAGCACAAAAUAGAAUAACAGAACUAAAGAAGCUGUGUGACAGGUGCGACAAAAUAAAACAAUUGGAAUUAUUUACGAGUUAAAACUCCACGUAGGAUUUAUAGGAGACAUCCACUUCACAGACGAAAGUGAUUACAUUCUCAUUUUCUUUUUCCUAUUAAGACAAUUAAUUUCUUCUGAUUGUUAAACUUUUCUGGAGAAAAUAUUGUGUCCACAACUAUGCUGAAAACUGCGUCUAAGAUUGUCCAUCGUUGUGUCAAUGAAAUAUUACCGGUUCAAGCUGUCAUACCUAGUUACGGCAUCUCAAAUCGAUCAUUUAGCACAAAACUAGAAAAUGGGAAACCACCUAGGACACUCAUAACUGGAAGUUUAGGUCAACUGGGCACAGGACUCGCGAAAAAACUAAGAGCCAGAUAUGGAGCGGAGAAUAUCAUUAUGUCAGAUAUUAUCCGAGCACCUGAAGAAAUUCUGGAGGCUGGACCCUAUAUCUACGCAGACAUUCUAGACUUUAAAAAUCUACAAGAAAUCAUAGUCAACUACAGAAUCGAUGCCGUGAUACACUUUAGUGCUCUGCUCAGUGCCAUUGGAGAAGAAAACGUAGCACUGGCCAUGAGAGUUAACAUUGAAGGACUGCAUAAUGUGAUGGAAUUGGCUAAACAGUACAGAUUGAGAUUAUUUGUACCCAGCACCAUCGGGGCAUUUGGUCCAGAUUCACCAAGAGACCUCACUCCUGAUUUAUGUGUCCAGAGACCUCGAACAAUCUAUGGGGUUUCCAAAGUACACGCAGAAUUACUUGGAGAGUACUAUCACUUCAAAUAUGGACUGGACUUUCGAUGCCUUCGCUUUCCAGGAGUGAUUUCUGGCGAUACCGCUCCAGGGGGAGGGACCACGGAUUAUGCUGUAUCCAUUUUUCACGAUGCUAUUAGAAAAGGAUCUUUCGAGUGCUACCUAAACAAGAACACUAAAUUACCAAUGAUGUAUAUUGAAGAUUGCUUGCGGUCUCUUAUUGAAAUAAUGGAAGCCCCCGAGGAGAAACUAACGCUUCGAACAUAUAAUGUUGCUGCUAUUAGCUUCACACCUGAGGAAUUGGUGAAUGCCCUUAAAAAGCACAUGCCUCACGUCGAAGUCACAUAUGCCCCAGAUAGACGUCAAAAAAUCGCUGAUUCAUGGCCCCAAGUUUUUGAUGACCGAAAUGCCCGUAAAGAUUGGGGAUGGAAACAUCAAUAUGACAUAGAUGCCAUAUGCAAAGCCAUGAUCGAGACUGUAAAACCGUUUUAUUCAUGAAAUAUAUAUUUUUUCUCACUUCGUAUAAAUAGAAAUAUCAACCACACUUGUUUUAUUUAUGGAUAUUAAAUUUAGUUCUAUCAUCUUCACCAGGGCUUCAAGAUGUUCACAAAAAUAAGAAUGCUAUUAAAUCAACUUAUAUAAACAUAA